Molecule: messenger RNA, 1160 nt
Organism: Ornithodoros turicata
Lineage: Eukaryota; Metazoa; Arthropoda; Arachnida; Ixodida; Argasidae
Product: protein lifeguard 4-like
Exons: 6
Coding region: 123-851 (242 amino acids)
Biological process (GO): negative regulation of apoptotic process
Source: RefSeq, a predicted model, not a curated record
AUCUAGCAGAAGCCAGAACACAGAAGCAGCAGAAGGCUUGGACUGCUGCUGUAGUUCGUGUUCUUUGCCCUGAAUUUGUUUUAGGCGCCCCGAGCUUUCGUAGCUCGGCUUAACUAUUAACUAUGCAAGACAUAUUGAUAAAUGUUGGUGAUCAGUCAGACAAAAGUUCCAUCAUGGAUGAUUUUUGCUACAAUAACAACGUUUCGAAGGCUCAUGUCUACGUGAGGUUGGGGUUUCUUAGGAAGGUCUAUGGCAUACUCAGCGUCCAGCUUCUUGUGACAGCGGUUUGUGCAUCAAUUGCGAUGUUCACGCCCGUGGUGAAGUUUUAUAUCAACGAGAACCCGUGGAUGGUCACCGUAGCAUUUCUCGCGUCAAUAAUCCUCCUAAUCGGUCUGAUGAUAAAAAGAAGACAAACUCCAAUCAACUACGUUCUCCUCGGCGGAUUUACAUUGGCACAGGCGUACACCGUUGGUGUUGUUGUGACAUUCUAUGAUCAGCUGGCAGUGCUCCAGGCUUUUAUCAUCACCCUUGGAGUCACCGUGGGGCUCACCGUCUACACGUUUCAGAGCAAGCGUGACUUCUCCACGUGGGGCGCAGGCCUGUUUGCCUUCCUCUGGGUGCUGGUGCUUGGUGGAUUCCUUCGCAUGUUCAUCCCGAGCACACAUUUGGAACUCGUGCUGUCCAUGGGCGGUGCAGCACUCUUCUCGUUCUUCAUCAUCUUCGACACACACAUGAUCAUGCACCGUGUGUCACCCGAGGAGUACAUCAUGGCCACCAUUGAGCUGUACAUGGACAUCAUCAACCUGUUCCUCCAUAUCCUGCGCAUUGUAGGAGAAGCAAGGAGACACUAAGCGGUUGCACAGUUCAAACCAAAUCUGUGUUGUAUACACACAGAUAAAGCGUGAAAAUAAACGAAAAAAAUUGUGAUUUUUUUGUUGGGGAUUAAUACACUUUCCCUUCCAUUUGCAUCUUACCUCAGAGUUUUGUCUACAGUGUUACAUUUUUUUGUCUACAGAUCGCACAUCUAUAUGACAUAUGAAUAUAGAAAAGGCCUAAUAUAUUUGCAAAAAUAUGCUUUAUUGAAGAAUGUUUUGAUUAAUACUAUGAUUUAUGUUGCUUUGUAGAUGAAAUGGGCAAUAAAAUCGUUUCCACGUGUGUGA